Molecule: messenger RNA, 2939 nt
Organism: Nematostella vectensis (starlet sea anemone)
Lineage: Eukaryota; Metazoa; Cnidaria; Anthozoa; Actiniaria; Edwardsiidae
Product: double-strand-break repair protein rad21 homolog
Exons: 5
Coding region: 155-1858 (567 amino acids)
Biological process (GO): synaptonemal complex assembly; replication-born double-strand break repair via sister chromatid exchange; mitotic sister chromatid cohesion
Cellular component (GO): synaptonemal complex; cohesin complex
Molecular function (GO): chromatin binding; protein binding
Source: RefSeq, a predicted model, not a curated record
CACGUGACCGAUUAUGUUUCGGCGGGAAUGUUCGACGGUUCGAAACGGGCUGCCAUUUUGAAUAAUAAUCACGGCAUGUUAACUUGCCUAAAAAAGCUUAUUUCUACCCAUUUAACUCCAAGAAUUUUAAACGAAAAGCCUGUGCCCAGUCACCAUGUUCUACCACACUUUUAUUCUUGCCAAGAAGGGGCCGAUGGCCAGAGUCUGGCUGGCUGCACAUUGGGAGAAAAAACUCAGCAAAUCUGUAGUCUUUGAGACUGAUAUAAAGUCCUCUGUGGAGAGCAUAGUCUCCCCUAAGAUGAAAAUGGCUUUAAGAACGUCUGGUCACCUACUUCUUGGUGUGGUGAGGAUAUAUUCCAGAAAAGCCAAGUACCUUUUAGCAGAUUGCAGCGAAGCAUUUGUAAAAAUCAAGAUGGCAUUCAGACCAGGUGUUGUGGAUUUACCGGAAGAUGGCCGUGAACUUGCCUUUGCUGCCAUUACUCUCCCUGAGGCUUUUACUGAUUUGGAUAUGACCCUACCAGAGCUAAAUGAUGUUGAAAUACAAGCACAGUUCACCCUGAACCAAAGCCGAAUAGAGGAGAUUACAAUGAAGGAAGACCUUGUUGUGAACCAUCAUUUGCUUGGUGAUGAGGGGUUUGGCGAUAUUCCAUUUGACCAGGAUGGAGAGAAGGAAAUUCUUAGGGAAGGGGAGGUCAUGGAAGACUCACUCUACCAGUCCAAAGACCUCUCAAAGAUCACCCUAGAUGAAACAGAAAACAAAGGCAUCUCUGAUUCAACAUUUGAGAGGAGCAAGAUUGACAUUGCUCUUGACGAGCCUAUAAGAGAUGACGGUUUUGGCGGCGAUGGCGUUGACUUCCUGGCCGAUGGUUUUGGUGAUGGCUUUGGAGGAGAUGCCCUGGUCCCUGGAAUAGAUGAUCUACCUACAGCAGCUGUAGAUGAGUUGGGUUUAGAGGAAGCCCUACAAGAACCUGUACCAGAAAUCAAUGAAACAGCUAACACCACAAAUGAACUGACCAUAGUACAGAAUGAGAUGGAAGGCUUUGUCCUGGAGCCUGUCGAGGUUGUUCAAAAGGGCAAGCGCAGCCGACGAAAGAGAAAACUCAUUGUUGACGAGGAGAAGAUCUUAUCAACCGAAGUGAUCAAAACCCAGCUCGCAGAUACCUCCGAUAUCGUCAAACCAGCCACCCUUGCUCCUCCCACCAAGACACGCAAGCGUCUCAAGAAAAGAUCUAAAGUGGAGGAACUGUUCGCGAACCCUAUGGUCGAGCUUUUUGCCGGGCCUCUGGUGGAAUGCUUUACUGAGAAUCUGACGAACAAGAUAGCAGAGGACUCGGCACAGAAAGAGGAGGAGGAAGAAUCCGAAGAGAAAAUGGAAGUUGAGGAUAUUGAGCCUGAUGUUCCCGAGCCCCACAAAGCCCCCAUAUCUUUUAACAAGAGCAGGGUAUCAUUUGCCGAGGAUCUACCACACGAAGUGCCGAUCGUUGACUUCGGCGGGGACGAGCUUACUCCGGAAAUCCCCGAAGAGACGAUUAUAGAGGAAGCGCCGACGAAAGAGGACGCCGACAAUACCUCGCAGAUGGACGAAGACCAGAACGAGAACGAGACGGAAGAGCAGUUCGAGAACAGAAGAUGGACCAAGCGAACGCAUCAGCUCCUUUCCGCGCUCAAAAAAGAGUUCAACAAAAAGAACACUGUGUGCCUGAACAGCCUCGUGCAGAAGAACACGAGGAAGCAGGCCGCGUACAAGUUCUACAGCUGUCUGCUAUUGUACAAGGAUAACAGCGUCAGUCUCUCACAGAAAGACUUGUUUGGCAACAUUAUGGUCAGCAAGGGGCCACACUUUGAGGUCGCGUGCUAAACUCUUGCUGCUCGCCAAGUAUUUCGACGGGUUUUAAAACAAGGGCGUCAUCCAGAGGACGUGGGCGUGUUUAUCACAUGCAUUUCAAAAUGCAUGCAAAUAAGGGAGCGUAUAAUAUCACGUGUUUGUCACGUGACGCGCCGUUGCCAAAAAAAAAGCGAGCGUAUGACAUUACGCGUUUUUCACGUGAUGUGCAGUCGGCAAAAUAAGCACGCGCGCGCUUUUCACGCGGCGCAACAAAAUUAACUUCUCACAUAUGCGAAAUACAACCUGCGCAGAUAUUCGCUUUUAUAGAUGGUCACGGUUCAUUUUAAUGCUUUUAUCUGUAUUUCUUUAUUUUCGUCAUCUCACUGUAGAUAAGUUUUAGCAUUUUUAGUAUCAUCCGUGUACAAAUCGAAGCUAUUGUUCUACUUAUAAAAUACAAUCGCGUCUACCGCCACACCUCGAUUAUUCAUGAACCCUUUACACGUCUGGUUCAAACAGGCAUUGAAUUGCUUAUCAUUGAAAGCCUGUCUGAAAUCAUUUCAGACAAAGGUUGAUUUCUCUAUUUAUAACUAGUCAAACAAGCACCUCCCGGACCUGUUGUUUAACCUCUUGAAUACUGACAUCCAUUAGGCGAACAACAUCUAAUCAUCGGACGCUUUCCAAAGUUUUUCAAAUUCUUCUAUCAAAUCCUUUAAUUAAGCCUCUUUAUCGGACGCAUUUUUUCCGUCUUGAGCAUGUUAUUUAUAUUGGAGGUUCGCCUGUACAAUUAAUAAUAGAAAGUAAAUAGAACAUUGUCACCGGUGGAGCUUAUGGUUUGUUAGCAGCAUUUACCAUGGGUUUCUUAGAAAUCGACUUAUUUUUCCUAGACGCCUGAUAGGCAAAAUGACCUACUCGAUGAUGAGUAAUAUCGAUGCAUGUUGAAUCAAUUAUUUUGAAAAUGUACGUAACUUGUAUAAACCUCAGAGUACCGAAUGUAAUAUAGGAAAUAAUAUUUGGUCUUAAAUAUUCAAAGUAUUCUUAUCAUGAUCACAUUGUAUGUUUUACUUUUAACGCUUGGGAAAUUACGUUUUUAGAAAUAAAAUUAUAUUAUAAUAGA